Messenger RNA from Laccaria bicolor S238N-H82, 528 nucleotides. RefSeq lists its product as uncharacterized. The record is from RefSeq and is a predicted model, not a curated record. Gene Ontology annotation, molecular function: protein binding; K63-linked deubiquitinase activity; metal-dependent deubiquitinase activity. Gene Ontology annotation, cellular component: membrane; endosome. Gene Ontology annotation, biological process: protein K63-linked deubiquitination. The transcript is spliced from 5 exons. NCBI's taxonomy places the organism in Eukaryota, Fungi, Basidiomycota, Agaricomycetes, Agaricales, Hydnangiaceae. The annotation marks the transcript as partial.
CUGAAAAACGUCAGUCUUCCACGGGAGUGUCUUCCCCGUUUCUUGGCCAUAGCGAGUUUGAAUACCCUGGCGAAUAGGGAGACGUGUGGGUUGUUGUUGGGCAAGGAUAAGGGGCACCGGUAUUCGGUUACGACGCUGUUGAUACCGAAGCAGCAUGCGACGAGUGAUACGUGUACUAUGGAUGAGGAGGAGUUGGUUAUGCAGUUUACGGAGGAGAGGAGUUUGAUUACGCUUGGAUGGAUACAUACGCAUCCUUCUCAAUCAUGUUUUAUGUCUUCUGUGGAUUUACAUACCCAUUCUGGAUUUCAACGGAUGUUGCCAGAGUCGUUUGCUGUCGUUUGUGCUCCCAAUUCGAACCCAAACUUUGGCAUCUUCCGCUUGACCGACCCUCCAGGUCUUACGACUGUUCUAGAGUGUACCGUGAAAGAAGCGUUUCAUCCUCAUCCUGAUUUACCCAUAUAUACGGACGCGGAUAAGGGGCAUGUGCAAAUGAAAGAUUCUUCUUUGGAAAUCGUGGAUCUCCGCUGA